Molecule: messenger RNA, 6402 nt
Organism: Amblyraja radiata (thorny skate)
Lineage: Eukaryota; Metazoa; Chordata; Chondrichthyes; Rajiformes; Rajidae
Gene: dot1l
Product: DOT1-like histone H3K79 methyltransferase
Exons: 29
Coding region: 299-4783 (1494 amino acids)
Biological process (GO): regulation of transcription regulatory region DNA binding; DNA damage checkpoint signaling; DNA repair
Cellular component (GO): nucleus
Molecular function (GO): histone H3K79 methyltransferase activity
Source: RefSeq, a predicted model, not a curated record
CUCAGUUCAUGCCGGCCCAAGAUGGCCGAGGACCGGGCUCUGGCGGCAGCGACUCACCAAAGGGAUAUGAUGACAAAUUACGCUUGAACUUUUUUUUUUUGACUCAGUCAUAUAUUAUAAGAAAUCAACGCCCCCUCUCCCCCCCCUCCUUUCCCUUUCCCCCCGCCUCCUCCUCCCCUCAGCUCUUCCAUUUCGUGUCUCUCCGUUUUCCACCCUCAUAUUUAGUGUGUGGGUUUUUUUUUAAUUUGUCCCCACCAAAACCUUUUUCAAGACGUAGCAUGAUAGUGCUAGGAAGAAAAUGGGUGAGAAGCACGAACUGCGUCUUAAAAGCCCAGUGGGUGCGGAAGCUGCUGUGUAUCCCUGGCCCUUGCCGGUCUAUGACAAACAUCAUGACGCUGCUCAUGAAAUUAUCGAAACCAUCCGAUGGGUUUGUGAAGAAGUCCCUGACCUUAAGCUUGCUAUGGAAAACUACGUGCUAGUGGACUAUGACACCAAAUGUUAUUUACACUCUUACUCUUCUAGUUUUGAGAGUAUGCAAAAGCUUUGUGAUAAGUACAACCGGGCCAUGGAUAGCAUUCAGCAGUUGUGGAAAGGGACAACACAGUCUAUGAAACUGAAUAUUCGCCCUAGCAAAGGCCUGCUACGACAUAUUCUGCAACAGGUCUACAACCACUCAGUAACUGAUCCAGAGAAACUGAACAAUUAUGAACCCUUUUCUCCAGAAGUUUAUGGAGAAACAUCGUUUGAUUUAGUCGCGCAAAUGAUUGAUGAGAUCAAGAUGACUGAAGAUGAUACAUUUGUUGAUUUGGGAAGUGGAGUUGGUCAAGUCGUGUUGCAAGUUGCUGCAGCUACACACUGCAAGCAUUACUAUGGUGUUGAAAAGGCAGAUAUACCUGCAAAAUAUGCUGAGGCAAUGGAUACAGAGUUCAGGAAAUGGAUGCGAUGGUACGGGAAGAAAUAUGGGGAGUACACUCUGGAAAAAGGUGAUUUCCUUUCUGAAGAAUGGAAAGAAAAAAUUGCAAGUACAAGUGUUGUGUUUGUGAAUAAUUUUGCCUUUGGUCCCGAGGUGGAUCACCAGCUGAAGGAGCGAUUUGCAAAUAUGAAAGAAGGUGGCAAAAUUGUUUCUUCCAAGCCCUUUGCACCAUUGAAUUUCAGAAUAAACAGCAGGAAUUUGAGUGAUAUUGGCACUAUCAUGAAGGUCGUGGAGUUAUCACCGCUGCGAGGCUCAGUUUCAUGGACUGGAAAACCAGUCUCCUACUAUCUACACACAAUUGACCGGACCAUACUUGAAAACUACUUUUCUAGUCUCAAAAAUCCAAAACUCAGGGAGGAACAAGAGGCAGCUAGACGUAGACAACAAAAGGAAAACAAAGAAAAUAAGAGCAGUACAACAACUCCAACCAAGGAAUCUGGUCCUGAAGAGGAGAAAAUUGGGGUAACCGGAAUUAAGAAAUCAUCUUCACCUGCUAAACCACGUAAAAACAAAAUAAUUAAUAAAGGCAAGAGAAUUGCAGUUAGAAAAAGAGGCCGCCCCAAGAAAAUGAGCACUGCAAUUUCAAAAAGAAAUACAAAGAAAAGCCAAUCUGCACUGGAUCUUUUACAUGCUCAGACUCUCUCAGCAUCCUCGCCUCAGGAUGCAUACAAGUCACCUCAUAGUCCAUUUUACCAACUACCUCCCAAAGUGCAACGCUAUUCACCCAAUCAGUUUUUACUGGGUCCUACACCACCUGCACUGCAGAAGCUGCUAGAGUCUUUCAGGUUGCAGUAUCUGCAGUUCAUGGCAUAUAUGAAGACACCUCAAUAUAAGACAAAUUUGCAGCAGUUACUGGACCAGGAAAAGUUGAAGAACAUGCAGUUGACAGGAACAGCGCAGCAGCUGUUUAGACAUUGUCAGACGCAAAAGGAAGAGGUCCGCCAUCUUUUUCAGCAGAAACUUGAAGAGUUGGGUAUAAAGGCCAUGACGUUCAAUGAUUUACUCCAAGCACAGAAAGAGAUUAUUGCGCACAACAGGCAGCUAAAAGAACAGACAAAGCAGCUGGAAAAGGACAAUGGUGACCUCAGGAAACAAAGUCUGCAGCUGCUGAAAGCACGAUGUGAAGAUCUGAGUUUAGAUUGGUCUUCACUGUCUUUGGACAACCUGCUGAAGGAGAAACAAACCUUGAAGGGCCAGAUCUCAGAAAAACAGAGGCACUGCUUAGAGCUUCAGAUAAGCAUUGUGGAAUUGGAGAAGUGUCAACGACAGCAAGAAUUAAUACAGCUUAAAUCUUACAUGCCAUCAGAUGAUGUAUCCCUUCAGUUACGUCACAAAAACAAGAAUUAUGAAAUGGAUACCGAAAGAAAUAGAUUUCAACUUGAAGUUGAAUGUCCUAAAAUUCCAAUGGGAAGUAUGAAUGGUUUGAGCCCCGAACUCUCCAUUAAUGGAAGUGCAACUCCUUUUGAAAUUCACAGUUCUUUAAGCCGACCUUCUUCCAAAUCACAGAACGUAUACAACACUGUGUUCCCAGACCAGGAAAAUGGACUGUGCAUGCCAAAUCUUAUGAGCAAACACAAAUUGGACCGAUCGUUGAGUCAUUCUCUUCCUGACUACACCAGAUUUUCUCCAGCCAAAAUAGCACUUCGCCGACAUCUGAACCAGGACCACACAGGAGGGGGAAAGCUGGCACAUGAAGCACAGCUGACCUGUGCCCAGAGGUUUGAAAACCUGAGAGAAACUGGCCUUCCUCAUCCAAACGCAGGACUUCCUAAUGGUAUUCAGCAUGGUUCCAGUGAACAGCUACAACCAUCGUCACCAACAAUCCAGCAGAUGGCAUGUGAGAAAAGCAUCGAGAAGCUUUCGAAAGAGUUUAACAAAAGUCCAGUUAAUAAUUCAGAAACCAUAACCAGCCUACCAAUCAGUAUUCCAUUGAGCACUGUUCAACCAAACAAAUUGCCUGUUAGCAUUCCUCUGGCCAGUGUAGUUCUACCAGUUCGUGCUGAGAAAGCGAGAAACACACCUAGUCCUAUUCAUGUUUCAAAUCGUGACUUUUCGAUGCUUGACAAACAAUAUGGUGCUAAUUAUGGAAAUGCAGCUGCAAACAAACCACAGUCUUUGGCUACCUCAGGUUUUUGUUACUCAGCUGGUUCUGUGACAGUCAAUGGACUCCAUUCUGGUUCUUCCAUCCAGUCAACACCGAAUAGUCACGACAAGACAUUGGAAGAAUCUGAUUCCACCAGCGUAGGUAUCCUUGCCAACAGUUCUGCCUUGCAGAGUACAACCUUGCCGCAUCCAACAAUGCAGCUGAUGCAGCCUCGGAGUUCUGAACACAACUGUCCAGCUUCGCAGCAUUCAGCCAGCCCUAGGCUCCCCAGCUGUCAAAACCCACCAGCCAGUUCACCGAAUAUUGUUGGGGUUUUACAGUAUGCAGACACACAAAAGGCCUUCUCGGAGGUAAUGAAUAAAGAUUUACCAUCGGACCAAGGUGCCUCUGAUCAAGAGAACGAAUCUAAACGAAGAAUAAUAUUUUCCACUGCAAAUGGUGGAAAUAUAAAGCAGCCGGUUUUAAACAAACAGGCUUCGAUUCCGUCAACCAUCAAGUUGGAAACUGGACAGCCAAUGUCUCAAGAAGGCAAAAAGAAGGGCAGAAGAAAACGUUCUUCCAUGACUUCCAAUAUGAAUGUAGGCAGUUCUCCUAAACGGAAAUCCCUGCUUGCUUCUCUGGGUCUGUCUUCAGGAUCUCCUUUGAAUAUAAAUUCAAUGGUCAAUAAUAUCAAUCAACCUCUGGAAAUAACAGCAAUUUCAUCACCAGAAACGUCAGUGAAAAGCUCUCCAAUUCCACAUCAGGAUAAUGAAGGACCUCCAAACUUGAAAAAGAAGAAAAUGUUUGCGUCUAAUGGUGUUCAUUAUUCACCACUUACCUCUGAUGAAGAACAAGAGGAGGAAAAUCAACAAAUGAAUGGAAGGAUUGAAAGAAAAAUAACUCAAUGCACUGUGUCGAUUGAGAGUAAAGAAAUUACAUCUGUUUCUGCAGAAGGCGACUCAGUUGGAAGUUUAACAAUACGAAAGCAAGGACUCAGUUGCAGUAGUACAGACAACAACAGUAAAUGGAAAUCCACUUUUUCUCCAAUAUCUGAUACCAAUUUGACCAAGAACUCUGACAAUGGAUCACAGACAGCAUCUGCUUUAUGCCAAGCCUCUCCUUUUGGCACCAGGCCUAUUACAGGUAUUUUUAACCAUGUGGUGCCUUCAGUCUCUUCUCAUCAAUUUGGAGCCAAUUUCAGCAAUGUUCCAAUAUCUAGUAGCACAAUAUUAAGCUUUAACCCAUUACAAUCUGUUCCUGCAACCUCCCAGUCAUUUCUUUCCGUCUCUUCCAGUACAUUAUCUUCCACUGAUAGUAGAGUUAGCUCUUACCUUUCCCAAGCACCUCCACAGUCCAUACUUAACAUACCUUCCCCUAAUAUUUCCUUGCCUCCGCCCCCUCCAUUGUUAAAUUCAACUAGUUCUGACCCCUCGCUCUUCCGGACUAUGUCUUCUGUUAGCGAUGGAUACUUGCCUCCAUCCAUCUCUUGCUCUUCUACUACUUCGCUUCAAUCUGCUAACACCGCAUUAGCCUUGAAGCUUGCGUCUUUGCAGCCCAAAGCAUCUCACCCUUCCUUCACGGUGCAUCACCCACCUCUGCCACAUUCAGCUCUUGCGCAGGCAGCACCUCUAAUCCCUCAGUCUGGUACAAAUACAUCUGCAAUGUGGGUCACACUUGGCAUGCAGCCUCCUUAUGCUACACAUUUCUCUGGGGUUAAGCCUCGAUAAGAACUUGCGUACUUUAUCAGUCUUAUAAGGUAAAUAAGAAUUCUACCUCAAAACAAUGUGACCUAUGCAAGGACAAUGUGGACCAAGUUCAUCCACUUCCAUCAAACUAAAGGUGCUUGAAUAGCCUGCAAACAUUGUUUUGCUUCUUUACUACUGGAAAAUAAAAUAAAAUAUAUUCUACUGUGAAUUGGUUUGUGUUGCUGCAAAAAAAAAAGAGGCUCCUGUUGUACAGCAUUUAAAACAAAAACUAUUUAUCUUCUUGCCAACUGAUUGGGGCUAGUUGUUGUUCCAGCAAGCCUAUAGAGGCUUUGGGGUGUGGAGUGCAGCACACACCAGCAUUCAUUUGUUAACCUGCUGUCGGUGCUAUUUAAUCAUCACAAACUGUGCCUCUGUGGGUUCUGAUCCCUGGUGCUUAUUAUUCUGAAAGGUUGAUUGCUGAAUUGUUUGCUGAGAAUUUCUCAGCAGCAGAUAAUGUCCUUGUAAUAUUCUGCAUCACUUUAAGCUUGGUACGAUGCAAAUAUCGCUGAACCAUGAAUUUAUUUUAUACAACUAUGAUCGUGCUCCUUUCUUCCUCUGCCUCUGGUCUUUUGUAUGUUAAGUGAUAGGUUAUUAAAACACGGAAAAAUACUGUCCUCAUUGUCAUUCUCUUAAUUUAAUGGUGUUUUUUAGCAUUGUAAAUUGCAGUUGAAACAAAGUAAUCUAAUACCAUUAGAUACAUUUAUUAUACAUUUUAAUUAUUGCUGUGUAUAAUUUUAAUUGUAAACAAUAGCACAUUGGUUUUCUGGUGAGCUUAGUAUAUAAUGAAGUGUAAAUGUUACAAUUUUCUACACAUUUUGUUUGAAAAAUGUAUUAUGUAUAAACAACCCAAGAAAGCAAAAUAUGAAAAAGUAGACUGAAAUUUAAAAUGCAGUGCGAUUUCAUAAACUUUGUCAUUUCAAAAAUGUAUUUUAAACAUUUCUUUUUCACAGUUUUGUAUAUUAAUGGUGGGACAUCUUUACUAAUGCAGUUUUUUAAGAAGUACCUCAAGUUUUUUUAAUAUCCUUAUAAAAGUUUAACUUUCUGGUUUAGGAAUUCAACAUUGGAUUUUGCUUGAAGCUUUUUUUCUUUUAUCGAAUAAUUUUAAAGGAUUUUUUUUAUAGAGAAGGUCUGAAACAAAGAAAUUGCAGUGAUUUUUUAAUGUAAUUGUAUUCACUAACCGAGCUGCAGUUUAGAGCAAUGCCAAGCAUUUUUUAAAUUAUAAUGUGAUUGGAUUCUGCAACAGAGUGACUUAAAAGGUUUUGUAGGCCAGCAAAGAGCUGUGCUUCCUCUGUGAAGCUGAUUCACGUGCUUCGUAUUUAUUGCGUUACAGCAGAGGCACCCAUGAAUUUUUUUAAAUCUUUAUCCAACAUAUUAAGUUAAUAUUAAAAGCUAUCAAUGGGGAGGUGGGUCGGGGAGGGACUGGUCCUCGAGUUCUGCUGACUGUUUUGAAACCACAUUGCAGUUUAAAAACUCUUAUAUUUUACCUGAUGGAAUUAACUCUUUUUGCUUUGGAAUGUCUAGAAGGUAGUUAUAGUGGUGGUUAUGUGGGAAUUUUAGUUUGUGACUGAGUAAUUGUAAUAAAAUGAUAGCUUGUAAAAGCA